This is a messenger RNA of Metarhizium acridum CQMa 102, 3177 nucleotides long. The record is from RefSeq and is a predicted model, not a curated record. NCBI's taxonomy places the organism in Eukaryota, Fungi, Ascomycota, Sordariomycetes, Hypocreales, Clavicipitaceae.
AUGAUCAUCUUCUCGAAUUUGGCGUCCAUGGUCCCCAGGACUGACACAAAGAAUCGCCAGUAUCCCCGUUACUCGAGCGACAAACCAGAAAUGGCCGAAGCAGUUCCUAUCCCCGAGCCUCCUGGCCUGCCAUUGAUCGGCAACCUCGGCGAAUUCACGUCUACUCCAUUGCAGGACAUCAAACGGCUGGCAGACACAUAUGGUUCGUUUGGUUCCCUGAAUCUUUCUGCAAUUUGGCUGAGUUUUGCCAUCUUGCAGGCCCAUGAUGAUGAGCCCAACUGGGGCAAGGCACACCGAGUUCUUAUUCCGGCUUUCGGCCCUCUUUCUAUUCGCGGAAUGUUCGACGAAAUGCACGAUAUUGCUACCCAGCUUUGCAUGAAGUUUGCCCGUCACGGCCCUCAGAGCUCCAUCAACGCUUCGGAUGAUUUCACUCGUCUAGCCCUCGACACAUUGGCUCUGUGUGCCAUGGACUUCCGUUUCAACUCAUACUACAGUGAGGAGAUGCACCCGUUUAUUAAAGCCAUGGGCGACUUUCUUACAGAGGCUGGUCGUCGCAACAAACGGCCUGCAUUUGCCCCCAACUUUUUCUAUCGAGCCGCAAACGAGAAGUUCUUCAAUGAUAUCGCCAUCAUGAGAGACACAGCCGACCAAGUUGUGGCUAACCGAAAGAAGAACCCUAGUGACAGAAAGGAUCUUCUCAGUGCCAUGUUGAACGGUGUUGACCCGGCCACGCGUGAGAAGCUGAGCGAUGACAACAUUACUGACCAGCUCAUCACCUUCCUUAUCGCUGGCCACGAGACCACCUCCAGUUUGCUUUCUUUUAGUUUUUACUACUUGUUGAAGAACCCUUCAGCAUAUCAGAAGGUUCAGCAAGAAGUUGAUCAAGUUAUUGGCCGUCAGAAGAUCAAGGUCGACCACCUCACCAAAUUGCCAUAUAUUGCCUCAGUACUAAGAGAAGCCCUGAGACUGAGCUCUGGUAUUCCUGGCUUUUCUGUCGAAGCAUACGAAGACACUCUGCUCGCGGGCAAGUUCCUUGUCCGCAAAGGCGAACCCAUUACUGCACUUUUGACCAAAGCUCAUGUGGACCCUGUUGUCUUUGGAGAAGAUGCCACGGAAUUUAAACCAGAACGCAUGUCUGAUGAAAACUUUGAACGUCUGAAUAAGGAGUUCCCUAAUUGCUGGAAGCCUUUUGGUAACGGAAAGCGUGCCUGUAUUGGCCGACCGUUCGCUUGGCAAGAAGCUUUGCUAUGUAUGGCCAUGCUUUUCCAGAACUUCAACUUCACCAUGGCCGAUCCAAGCUACAAUAUCGAAGUCCAAGAGACCUUGACUAUUAAGCCGAAAGCUUUCUACAUGAGAGCCAGUCUGCGACAUGAAAUGACUCCAACAGAGCUGGAGCAAGCACUUGCCGGAAAAGUUGGUGAGACAACACACCACGCUGUCGCUGUCAAUGACGCAAAGGCAUCUGGAAAUUUUAGUAAGGGCAAGCCUCUUGCCGUUUUCUAUGGUUCCAACAGUGGUACCUGUGAGGCGUUGGCUCAGCGGGUAGCAGCAGAUGCACCUCGCCAUGGUUUCAGGGCCACCACUGUCGCACCUCUGGAUGAUGCGAACCAGAAGGUACCCAAGGAUCGCCCAGUUGUCAUUAUAACCGCUUCUUACGAGGGUCAACCGCCAUCCAACGCCGCUGUCUUUGUUGCUUGGAUUGAAAGCCUGAAGGGGAAAGAGAUGGAGAAUGUGUCAUACACAGUAUUUGGCUGCGGGCAUCAUGAUUGGGUUCAGACCUUCCACCGAAUCCCCAAGCUUGUUGACAGUACGCUAGAGAAGCUCGGUGGAAACCGUAUUCUUCCUCUAGCCACUACCGAUGCCGCUGAUCGAGACAUGUUCAGCGACUUUGAGACUUGGGAGGACAACUCUCUCUGGCCUGCACUCCAAGAGAAAUACGGAGCCGAGGACAGUGCUGAUGCUACAGGUGAUGCUCUUUCCGUAGAGAUAUCGGUGCCCCGCAAGACUACUUUAAGACAAGAUGUCGAAGAGGCCAUUGUCAAUUCCACCAAGACUCUUACCGAUUCUGGCUCCGUCAAGAAGCAUAUUGAAAUUCAACUGCCCACCGGCAUGACGUACCGCGCGGGUGACUACCUAGCUGUCCUUCCUUUCAACCCCAAGAGCACAGUCUCGCGCGUCUUCAAGAAAUUUCAGCUGUCGUGGGAUGCCAUGCUCAAAAUCCAUUCGGACAGGCCGACUAGCCUUCCUACUGAGGCUACUGUAUCAGCUUCAGAUGUUCUCAGAGCGUACGUUGAGCUUAGCCAGCCGGCAACCAAGAGAAACCUCCAGACGCUCAUACAGGCUACUCAAGACAAGGAUACCGUAGAGCAACUUCAGAAGCUCGCUGGUGAUAAUUAUCAAGAUCAGAUUUCCAGCAAACGGGUAUCGAUUCUUGACCUCCUGGAGAAAUUCCCGGCCAUAAGUCUUCCAUUUGGAGCAUUUUUGGGAAUGUUACCACCGAUGCGUGUCCGCCAAUACUCCAUCUCAUCUUCCCCCCUUGCUGACACUACCAAACUGACCCUUACGUACGGGGUGCUCGAACAGCCUGCGCUUUCUGGUCAGGGCUCGUACUAUGGAGUUGCCAGUAACUUUCUCUCCUCACUCACAGCCGGAGAACGACUUCACGUUGCUGUCAGACCCUCUCAGGCCUUCCAUCUACCCAGCGAUGCGGAGAAUACCCCCGUCAUCUGCAUUGGCGCUGGAUCUGGCCUUGCGCCAUUCCGCGGCUUCGUGCAGGAACGCGCCGCAAUGAUUGCAGCCGGAAGAAAGGUUGCUCCAGCGUUACUCUUCUUUGGCUGCCGCUCUCCCGAACAAGAUGACCUGUACGCCGAGGACUUCGCCAACUGGGAGAAGCUCGGCGCCGUUGAUGUCCGCCGCGCUUACUCCCGAUCACCCAGUAACUCGAAAGACUGCAAAUACGUGCAGCACCGCCUGUCUCACGACCGCGACGACAUUGUAAAGCUAUGGAAGGCUGGUGCCAAAAUCUAUGUUUGCGGUAGCAAAGAUGUGGGCAAGGCCGUGGAAGAAGUGUUCCUCGAUAUGGUCCAAGAAGCUGGCAACAACAUAACUCCCGAGAAGGCGAAGGAGUGGUUCGAUAGACAGAGGAAUGAGAGAUAUCUAACGGACGUCUUUGAUUAA